CCGUGUUUGGUUCGUCUAAAUGUGCGAGCUUUCGGAUCCGAUUGGCGAUUCUCAAUCAAUCAGUAUACCCACCUCCUCCUCCUCCUUCUUCCUCCUCUUCUUCAGCACUCAGUCACUGAUAUAUAUAUAUAUAUAUAUAUAAAGCCCAAUUAACUAGCAAGAAACUGCACUCAACCCCUUCCUAUAUAUAGAAAUCCCCCCCAUUCCUCAAUUUCUUCUGCAGAAUUGCGCAAUUCUUGAUUACAACCGCAAUUGAAUUGAAUGAAUGAACCAUUCUCUCACAGUUCAACAGCCAACCCACAAACUGUCAUCAUCCUCUCGACACCAUUCAUGGCACACGAAAAUGGGAGGCGGGAGCAUUGAGGGGAUCAAAUGGUGUUCCGGUGAUUCUGUUAGCUGUUGACUUUUCUCUGAGCAUGAUACCAGGGAGCAUUGAAGUUCCGGUUGACUUGAUCUCAGGUUUGGUCAUCAACUUACCUUCUAGAUUUCACGGUGGACUUCUGGCGAAUACUGCCGCUUUGGGAGCUUUUAUUGUGUCACGUCCGGUUUAUGCAUUAUCUGGUGUCAGAAAAAGGGGGUGCAGGAAUCUCAAUCGAGUGGUUUCAAUGCUCAUAGGAACUGUCCAGUUCCGCAGGAAUAUCAUACAAAGACUUGUAUGCUAGCACUGGGUUUUGGCUCUCGUAGUUACUGGAGCGGCGCUUUACUGAAUCUGCAGCCUGGUUUCUGAAAUUGGUCUGUGCAAAUUUUGGACAUGAGAAGCCCCUGGUUUAAUAAACUAACUCUACUCUUAGGGCCCAGACCACCUUUGAGCUGGUUGCUCUUGUGCCUCAUAAGUGUUCUAGCCUUAAUCACUGUUUUGGGAUCUUCUUCCUCGAAUGCGUUCGACGCUGUGGCUUCAACUUCAGGACCUGACAUAUACACAAACUAUAGAAGGCUAAAAGAGCAGGCAGCUGUCGAUUAUUUGGAGCUGAGGUCUCUCUCAUCAGGUGCUAGUAAACAAAAGGAGUUCAGUCUUUGUGGGAAAGAAAGAGAGAACUUUGUCCCGUGCUACAAUGUUUCCGCUAAUCUAUUGGCUGGGUAUAAGGAUGGUGAGGAGUUCGAUCGGCAUUGCGAGCUGUCAAGAGUUGAAGAGAAAUGUUUGGUUCGUCCACCGAAAGAGUAUAAGACCCCUCUGAGAUGGCCCGCUGGUAGGGAUGUGAUAUGGAGCGGAAAUGUGAAGAUAACCAAAGACCAAUUUCUCUCAUCUGGAAGCAUGACUAAAAGGAUGAUGCUCCUAGAAGAGAAUCAGAUCGCAUUCCACUCUGAUGAUGGGUCAAUCUUUGAUGGCGUCAAAGAUUAUUCUCGUCAAAUUGCAGAGAUGCUAGGAUUAGGAAGUGACAGUGACUUCAUUCAAGCUGGAGUUCGCACAGUUUUAGAUAUCGGGUGUGGUUUUGGUAGUUUUGGAUCUCACCUCCUAUCGUUGAAGGUAAUGGCUGUUUGUAUUGCGGAAUACGAGGCAACUGGUAGUCAAGUUCAAUUGGCUCUUGAGAGAGGUCUUCCAGCGAUGAUUGGGAACUUCAUCUCUAAACAGCUUCCAUACCCAUCAUUAUCUUUCGACAUGGUUCAUUGUGCCCAAUGCGGUGUUGUUUGGGAUGAGAAAGGUACUCAAACAGAGGGAAUGUUACUCUUAGAAGUUGAUCGGGUCCUCAAGCCUGGAGGUUACUUUGUCUUGACCUCACCCUCGCUGAAGUCAAACGGAAGCUCAGUGAAUAUGAAGAAGAGAAUCAUGUUUACUCCACUGGAAACGAUCACGCAGGAAAUCUGUUGGACUCUUUUGGCUCAGCAGGAUGAGACUUUUAUUUGGCAGAAAACUUCAGAUGUCCAAUGUUACUCUUCCCGCAAGCAGGCUUCUGUACCAGUCUGUAGAGGACAUGAUAGUCAAUCGUACUAUCAGCCGCUAGUCUCGUGCAUAACUGGGCCUUCUAGCAGUCGCUGGAAUCCGAUCCAAAAUCGUUCAUCUAGUCUCCUUUUGAGUCCAGAAGACCUCGAAGUCCAUGGAGUUCAUCCUGGAGACUAUUAUGAGGACAUACAGCUGUCAAGAUCUGCUCUGAAGAAUUAUUGGUCUCUGCUCACUCCCCUGAUUUUCUCUGACCACCCAAAGAGGCCGGGGGAUGAAGACCCAUUGCCUCCAUUCAACAUGGUUCGUAAUGUGAUGGACAUGAAUGCCCAUUAUGGAGGACUGAAUUGGGCUUUUUUGGAAGAGAAGAAAUCAGUUUGGGUUAUGAAUGUUGUCCCAGUUGGGGCUCCUAAUACGCUUCCUCUCAUACUUGAUCAAGGUUUUGCAGGUGUUUUGCAUGACUGGUGUGAACCAUUCCCCACAUAUCCCAGAACUUAUGAUAUGCUUCACGCAAAUGGUCUCCUCUCACACCUGAGCCAUCAUAGGUGCAGUAUGAUGGAUGUAUUGUUGGAGAUGGACCGAAUACUGAGGCCUGAGGGAUGGAUUGUACUCUGUGAUAAAGUUCGAGCUAUAGAGAUGGCGAGGACGUUUGCUAGUCAGAUACGUUGGGAAGCUCGGGUGAUUGACCUCCAGAACGGGAGUGACCAGCGGUUACUUGUUUGUCAAAAGCCAUUCGUGAGAAAGUAGUCGAUUCAGCCCCUGGGACACCUCACUGGCACAGAUCUGUACAUUGUUUUUAGCUUCGACCAUGUGGGAGCAAGAGAAGCUCCAUCGAAGUAUGAUAUGGCUCCACGAGAUCAGAUGAUGUAUGUGACAAAAAAUUGUCAAACUGAAGCUUGCUGUAAAGCAGUGGGUUUGGCGAAGAAAGUAAUUCCAAAUACAAUUUUCAUCAAUGCAUGUGUAGCUAUUCUUUCAUCCGAUUUUUUUUUUCUCAGGCAAUUUUGGUAUCUCUCUCUUUUUUUCUUUUUUUUUUCUCAGUCAAUUAUUUUGUACUGGUCCAUACUAUCUGUACUGUGAAAACAUGCCAUAUAUCCGUUCAAUGUGAGAGUUAUAAUUAAGAGCUUCCUUUGCAUUA
This is a messenger RNA of Punica granatum (pomegranate), 3011 nucleotides long. Lineage: Eukaryota; Viridiplantae; Streptophyta; Magnoliopsida; Myrtales; Lythraceae. The record is from RefSeq and is a predicted model, not a curated record.